UGUCAUGGCCGGCAGGUGCCCGGACACCUGGGCCGGCGCCGCCCGGCUCCUGCUCCUGCUGCUGGGCCCCACACUCCCCUUCCCCCUCCAGCUGCCCCCCAGCCCCCUGGAGGUGUUGCUGGGGGGGAACCUCUCGAUCCCCCUCUCCUACCCCCCGGCCCAGCCGCCCCCCAGAAUCGUCUGGCAGAGGAACCUCACGGCGCUGGCAGAUGGACGCCUGGGUCCCAACGGCUCGGUGGCCGUGGCCCCGGCCUACCAGGACCGGCUCAGCGUGGACCCCCAAGGGGGGACGCUCACCAUCGCCCCCGUGGCCCUGCAGGACGCCGGCCCCUACACAGUCGAGGUCUUCCCGCUGGGGGGCCAGGUGUGGAGGGGGGACAUCCAGGUGGAGGUGUACGAGCUGGUAGGGAACGUCUCUGUGAUGCCCCCGUCACUGGCGGUGAACGAAGGCACCGGGUCGGCGGCUCUCACUUGCGCCCCCGUGCGGGGCACCGUCACCUGGACCAAGGACGGGCAAAGCCUGGACCAGAACCCCCGGUACCGGCUCUCGGCUGGGACCCUCCAGAUCAGCCGGCCCGACCGGAACGACAGCGGCACCUACAACUGUACCGUGUCCAACCCAUUCAGCACAGGCACCGGCACCGCCCAGAUCCGGGUCUAUUACGGGCCGGAGCCCCCCACGAUCAGCGUCUCGUCGGACCGUGACCCGGAUCCCCGGCGCUACGUCCGGGUGAACAGCACGGUGGGGCUGGGCUGCCGGGCCCCGUCGGACCCCCCCGCCCAGAUCUACUGGAGCCUGGCCGACGCCAGCGACCCCCUGGUCCCGGCCCAGCCGGACCUGACGCUGCCCCGGGUGCAGCUCAGCCAGGCUGGACUCUACUCCUGCCUCGCCAGCAACCCGCAAACCCAGCGCCAGCUCCGCGCCACCCUGAUCCUCACCGUCACCCAGAUCCCCCCCGGAUCCCCCUUCUGCUCCCUGGACUCAGUGGCCAAUGGCACAGCCCUUCGCUUCCUGUGCUCCUGGCCGGGGGGCUCCCCGGCUCCCAGCCUGAGUCUGCAGGGGCUGCCGGGGGGUGGGGAGCAAGGGGUUGGCCCCACCCUUGAGCGGACCCUGAGCUCCCCUCCGCCUGCCCUCAAUGGUACCCGGGUCACCUGCCUGGGGAGACACCUCGCCGCAGAGGGGAACUGCAGCAUGACACCCGAAGCCCCCUCGGGGGUCUCUCUCUCAUUCCAGGCCUCCCUGGACCCUGGGGGCACCGUCCUGCUGGAUCUGCAGUGCCAGGGCACCUACCGUCCCGUGGAAAUCGCCUGGGCGUGGGACGGGGCGCCGCUGGGUCCAGGCGGGCGGUACCGGGUCAGCGCCGACGGGGCCCGACUCACCAUCAGCAACUUCACGGCCCCGCAGGACCUGGGGGGCUACUCGGUGCGGUGCCAAAACCCGCUGGGCUCGCAGGAGAGUAACCUCACGCUGACGGGGCCGUCUGUCUCCAGCUGGAGCCUGGUGCGUGGGUCGGAGCCCGGCUCGGCCCGGCUGAGCUGGGCGGUACCAGAGGGCUCCGUGGUCACUGGGUUCUUGAUCCAGGUCCCGGGUUCCCCCGGGGGCCGGGCGGCUGGGGAGUGGCAGACGCUGCAGACGCUAGGGGGCGCCACUCGCUCCAGCACCGUGGGCGGGCUCCAGCCCCACACCCCCUAUUCCUUCCGGCUGCUGCCCCUGCUGGGUGCCCAGGCUGGGGAGCCCAGCCACACACAGACGCUCCUGCCAGCCUCUACCCUGAGCCCCGGCGCCAUCGCGGGCAUCGUGUUGGGCUCGAUCCUGGGCAUGAUCCUGCUCCUUGCCCUCCUCGUUCUGCUGAUCUGGUUCCUCCGGGCGCGAUGGGGAAAGAGGGAGAAGAUGCCCCUGACCCCGCCUGGGACCCGCCAGCAUUACCUUCCCCGUCAGUUCCCGAACGGGAGAGAAUCCGACCCCGUAGAGCCCCCGGCCCACCCCUCCCGGGCGUCUUCGCGCUGCUUCUGGGGGGAUGGCGACGUGUCCUCCAUCAGCUACGAGGAGCAUCUGCGCAUCCAUGGCCCCCCCGCCCCCUGGCCUGGGCUUCCUGGAGACAGCAGAAGCCCCGGGCUCCCAUCUCUGGCCAGCUGGCAGGGCCCCAGGACAGCGCGCAGUGCCACGCGGGUGUGACUGGCACGGGAGAGCCAGCGUGGGAGCCAGGCGUCCGGGAGAGCCUUAUAGGGGACUGAGUGCCAGCAAUGAACCCAGGUGUCCGGGAGGCAUCGAUAGAAUGGACUGAGCCUGUAUAGGACGAGGCUCUCUGGAGCCCCCCUGAGUGCCCCUGGCCCUGUGCUGGCCCCGCAACCUCCCCAGCACUGACUAUGGGACUAGGAGGGGUCCUGGCCAGGAGGGGGCGGGACUUCCUGUCUUUCUUGGUGUGCUUGGGGAGAGGGUGGGACUUCCUGUUUUUGCAAAUUAUCUCAGGUUAUACAUGGCUCUGAUUAGAUCUCUGGAGAGAGAGAGAAUUACGUCUGUCUGUGCCUGCAUCCCCCAACCCCAUCCACACCCCUUGGUCCACCCAUCCUUCCAUCCAUCUCUGUCCACAUCCAUCCAUCCUCAUACACAACCCUCUACCUUUCCAUCCAGCCAUCCAUCCUUCCUUCCUUCCCUCCAUCCAUCCAUCUCCGUUCACAUCCAUCCAUCCCCAUUCACAUCCAUCCAUCCCCAUACACAGCCCUCUAUCCUUCCAUCCAUCCACAUUCAUCCUUCCUUUCUUCCUCCCUCCAUCCAUCCAUUCAUCCAUCUCCAUCCACAUCCAUCCCCAUACACAGCCCUCUAUCCUUCCAUCCGUCCACAUUCAUCCUUCCAUCCAUCCCUCCAUCCUUCCUUCGAUCCAUCUCCAUCUCCAUCCUUCUCUCCAUCCAUCCUUCCAUCUCCAUCGAUCCAUCCUCCCCCCACCUGUUACACGGUUGAAGAUGCCUGGUUUGGCUGACUGGGGGCGGGGUGGUGAAAGGAAGGACGGGAGAUUGGCAGCGGGUGUUUUGGCAGAAGGUGCCACUGUUACAGGUAACAGAGAGUCCUGUGGCAUCUUUAAGACUAACAGAUGUAUUGGAGCAUAAGCAUAAACUGUUACAGAUGUUGAUCUAUUUUGUGCGUAACAGUGAUUUAUAUUUUCAAUAA
Molecule: messenger RNA, 3166 nt
Organism: Malaclemys terrapin pileata
Lineage: Eukaryota; Metazoa; Chordata; Testudines; Emydidae
Gene: VSIG10L
Product: V-set and immunoglobulin domain containing 10 like
Exons: 11
Coding region: 5-2176 (723 amino acids)
Molecular function (GO): protein binding
Source: RefSeq, a predicted model, not a curated record